Larimichthys crocea (large yellow croaker) is the source of this 1835-nucleotide messenger RNA. RefSeq names its product exonuclease 3'-5' domain containing 1 (gene exd1). Lineage: Eukaryota; Metazoa; Chordata; Actinopteri; Sciaenidae. Gene Ontology annotation, biological process: nucleobase-containing compound metabolic process; piRNA processing. The coding region runs from base 215 to 1660 and encodes 481 amino acids. Gene Ontology annotation, cellular component: PET complex. The transcript has 11 exons. Gene Ontology annotation, molecular function: 3'-5' exonuclease activity; nucleic acid binding. The record is from RefSeq and is a predicted model, not a curated record.
AAUAUUAGAUAUUACCUUUAAAAAUGUGUCGCUGCACCCUGGUUUUAAUAGCCAAGCGUUCAUAAAUCGAAGUUGAAAUGAACGAGGAGCUUUUGAACGCAACGUCCACCUCGUAGAUUGCCUGUUGACAGCUAACACGUUAGCUCGUCGCUGAUAGCCUGGUAAUUGUAAGACAGCGUCGUCGGUUUUAAAAGCUUGAAAAGAAAAAAUCAAAAUGGUUUUGGAAGACGUGGAGUUCCUGAAUUUCUUCAAGGGGAAACGCAUCAAACUGACCCUGAAGACUUCGUCUUACCUCGGCGUCGUCCAACGGAUCAACCCCAACAAGACGUUGGUUUUAACGGACGUUUGUGGCAGUAAUGGCUGUAGAUAUCCUGGCUCCAAAAUGUUUUUCGGCCAUGAGAUCCUGAAUGUGGAGUUUAUCAAUGAUGCAAACGCCGACAGUGGAAACUCUGACUGCAGCCUUGAGGAGCACCUGAACGUGGAAAGGUUUCAGCCGUACAAGAAGACGGUCACGUUGGAUGAUGAUGAAGAUGAAGAUGUGUAUAUCAACUUUGUGGUCAUUGAUGAGUUUCAUGAGAAGUUUGGACCAGCCGUGAUGCACAUCAAGAAUCAGCAUGUCAUUGGUGUGGGAGCUGAUGGAGUCGAGCUAUUUCAAAAUGGGAGGCUGUGUUGGCUGCAGAUUGCCACUAAAAACAAGGUAUAUCUGUUUGAUAUCCUGGUACUUGGAGCUCGGGCCUUUAAGAAUGGACUUUCCAUGAUCCUGCAGAAUAAGCACAUACUCAAGGUCAUUCAUGACUGCAGAGCCAUUGCUGGAUGUCUGUUGGCUCAGUUUGGAGUAAUGCUAACCAAUGUCUUUGACACACAGGUGGCAGAUGUCAUGUGCUUCUACUCAGAGACAGGAGGCUUCCUUCCUGACAGAGUCAGCACUCUGCAGGAGGUGGUUAGUCUCCAUCUGAAGGUGCCCUCCUCCCAGCUCUUAUCCCUUCAGAUGAAGUCACAGCUCACCAGGGAAGAAAGGGAGAUGUGGCAGAAGCGACCCUGUCCUGUACCCCUGGUUAAGGUGAUGGCUCUGUCAGUGAUCCACCUUCUGCCCCUCAGACUGGUGCUGCUGGAUACUCUCAUGGGGGACUACAUGGCCCUGGUGGAUUCAUAUCUCACCAGCAGCCACUACGAGCCUGGUGAAAUACAACAUAUUACCAUGGAGAGUGUGUCGGAGUUGCCCAGACAGCUCAGGCAGCUGGAGCAAAUGCGUUCUGAGAGGCAGGAGUGGGCUGCCGCCCUCUAUCCCGUCACAGAGCAAGGUCUGCUGGACCGCUUCAACCCCAGACCUCAGUCUCAACGCCAGACCUCACCUGCAGUACUGGAGCACAGCCAGACACAGGCAGAAUCUUUUGAACCUGCAUCCUCAACACAAGUGGACCUUCCUCUUCACGAACCACCCACCAGCCCUCCGAGAGAUACCCAUGCCUCCCUUGACUCAGCAUCCCAGCCUCCAGUCCCAGCUGCUGUGUCAGACUUUAGAGAAGAAGUGUCUGUUGACAGUCCCCCGUCUCUAAGUGUAGGCAGAGGGCGCACCGAGAUGGACACAAUGGGCAGAGGAAGGUCCUUUGAGUCCCUGUCACCUUCCCUCAGUCAGUCGUUCAGGUCUUUCAGAUAUUAAAGGAAAGGAAAAAGCCUUUUAAGGUCACGUCUUAAACAUUCACUGUUGCAUUGUGUGUGAUUUUGUAAUGUGACCAGUAGAUGGCAGUAAACAUUCUGUUUUGUACAAAGGUUUGUCUGUUUGAGGAAAAAUAUUUUGUUGUUUGAAGUUUCAUUUUAAUUAAAAAUAUUUCUGU